CCGCGAUUGGUGGCCUUUCCCUAGCAACGCUGCCGGCGGCCUGGCCAAUGGGCGGCGACGUUAUUGGUGCCAGGGCCGCGCUGUGAUGGAGGUGCCGGCGGCUUCUGGUGGUUAUGUCGGGGAGGUGAAGCAGCAGCUGCGGGACGGUUUUGGUCUGUAUAUUUAUCCAAACAGCUUUUUUCAGUAUGAGGGAGAAUGGAAAAAAGGGAAAAAGCAUGGUAUUGGGAAGUUUCUCAUGAAGGAUGGCAGUUUCUAUGAGGGGGAGUUUGUGAAUGGAGAAAUAGAAGGGAAUGGUAUCCGGUACUGGGCCGCCUCAGGGAAUGAGUAUUGUGGACAGUUCUCACAGGGAGAGAUCCAUGGAUAUGGAGUGAUGAAGUACCUUGAUGGUGCCCGGUAUGAAGGGGAGUUUCAAUACGGUGCCCGAGCAGGACAUGGAGCAGUGAUAGAUAAUGAGGGCCAGGUGUACCGAGGCUCCUUCCACAACAAUAAGAAACAAGGAGAAGGAGAGAUGUUUUAUAAGAAUGGGGAGCACUACCAGGGAGAUUGGGUCCUGGACCGGCGGCAGGGCCAUGGCAUUCUGCAGUAUGCAGACGAUUCCCUUUACGAGGGACAGUGGAGAAAUGACCUGUUUAAUGGACAAGGCUCCAUGAUUCAUUGCAGUGGAGUCACUUAUGAUGGAAUGUGGAUCAAUGGUCGCCCGGCCGCUGAAGCCAGUAAGCUGGUGAUCCUCGGUGAUGAAAUACAGGAGGUGGUGCAGGGUUCUCCUUUUAAGAUUGAAGUUCAACUCCAAAACAAUGAAGGGGAGCUUAUGAAAGCUGAAAAUGGGCGAGUGUUGCAGAUCUGGGCAGGAGUCAAACACAUUACGCUCUCCCCAAAUAGCAGCAACACCUUCCUAGAGAUGGUGGACCUGGAAGAAUCACUUUUUGAAACACCAUUUGGUUUCAAUGCCAUCCGCUAUCCCCUGAUGGAAUAUGUGCCAGAACCUGACAAGCUGAAGGUUAGCAGUGCUGAAUCAAGUAACACAAUCGAUUCAUUGAACGCCAAAGACAGCAAUGUGAAUGAAGCUAAACUGGACUUACUUUCAUUAACUGGAAACAUGCGUGGUUCAUUACAGGGUACACCGGAUCCCUCACCUGUCAACAAAAAGGGAACAAACAAGCAGGCGGAAGGUCUUUAUGCUGGUGCCUCCCUUAGAGCUCAUAGUCAAAACUGGAUGUGGAAGAUUUCCAUUGUGGUUCUGGUGGAUAUCAAAAAUCCCAUGACACUACUUGAAAAAGAUAAAGGAUCUCUACCAGCGUCCUUACAAAUAGUCCCACAGCCAACCCUACCACAAAACUGGGAAUUGGUAAAUGAUCUCAUUGCUGUUAGUGAGGCCCUGAUCGGCGCAAAAUGGCUGCCAUGUCUACCUGAUUAA
Carcharodon carcharias (great white shark) is the source of this 1414-nucleotide messenger RNA. RefSeq names its product MORN repeat-containing protein 1-like. Lineage: Eukaryota; Metazoa; Chordata; Chondrichthyes; Lamniformes; Lamnidae. The transcript is spliced from 13 exons. Bases 86 to 1414 code for a protein of 442 amino acids. The record is from RefSeq and is a predicted model, not a curated record.